AUGAACAGAAACCGUCAGCUUCUUUUGUUAGUUGGGCUUGUGUUCCAUUUUUUCUACCUUUGGUCCAUUUUCGACAUCUACUUCGUCCUGCCCUUAGUACAUGGAAUGGACCACCAUGUUUCCACGACUACAGCACCAGCCAAACGUCUCUUUCUAAUAGUGGGAGAUGGACUUCGUGCUGACAAGACAUUCCAAAAAUUGAAGCAUCCAAGAACUGGCGAAACAAAAUACUUGGCUCCGUACUUGAGAAGCAUCGCUCAGAAUGAAGGCACCUGGGGCAUUUCGAACACGAGAAUGCCGACUGAGUCUAGACCUGGCCACGUAGCCAUGAUCGCUGGUUUUUACGAAGAUGUCUCUGCUGUUACCAAGGGAUGGAAGGAAAAUCCAGUAGAUUUCGACUCAUUUUUUAACCAAUCGAAACACACCUAUUCCUUUGGAUCGCCCGAUAUCUUACCCAUGUUCGCUUAUGGUGAAGGAGUAGUUCCCGGAAGAAUCGACGUUUGUAUGUAUGGCCACGAGUUCGAAGAUUAUACCCAGAGCUCGAUCGAGUUGGACGCAUUUGUGUUCAAACACUUUGACGAGCUAAUGGCCAAUUCUGAGACCAACCAGACACUACACGACGAGUUGCACGAGGAAGGAAAUGUCUUCUUCUUGCAUUUGUUGGGUCCAGACACAGCCGGUCAUGCCUACCGUCCGUAUUCGGCCGAAUAUUACGAGAAUAUCGAGUAUAUCGACAUGCAGUUGUCCAAGUUGAUUCCUAGAAUCCAUGAAUUCUUUGGUGAUGAUGAUUCUGCCUUUGUUUUCACAGCUGACCACGGCAUGUCCGAUUUUGGAUCGCACGGUGAUGGCCAUCCUGACAACACCAGGACACCGUUGAUUGCAUGGGGUGCCGGUGUUAACAAGCCUAAACAUAUAAAGGACUUACCUGAUCCGCAAGCCCAAAGAGCAAAACAAGAUCCAGUCCGCAGCGGAUACGAAGAUACAUAUUUUGAAACGUGGGAACUUGACCAUUUGGUUAGAAAUGACGUCAAGCAGGCUGAUAUCGCUUCGUUAAUGGCUUAUUUGAUUGGUGCAAACUAUCCUGCCAAUUCUGUAGGUGAGUUGCCUCUUGCGUACCUCGACACCGAUGCUGUGACGAAGAUCAAAGCUCUCUUCGCUAACGCUUUAGCUAUUAUUGAGCAAUACUAUGUCAAAGAAAAGGAAGUGUACAACCACCAAUUCAAGUUCAAGCCUUUCCGGCCCUUCGACGAAAAGUCAAUCGAUGAAUACAGCGGUCAAAUUAACUCAUUUAUUUAUUCCUUACAAAAUGAACAACUCAGCCAAUCUCAAAAGGAAUUAUUGGAAAAAGAGGCUGUCAUGGUUGUGGAAGAAUUGAUGAAGACAGCUUUGGAUGGAUUGAAUUAUUUGCAAACUUACAACUGGUUAUUGUUGAGAUCCAUCGUCACAUUGGGCUUCAUUGGAUGGAUCGUUUAUGCUUUUGGUCUUUUCUUAAAGUUGUUCAUUAUAUCAGAAGAGGAUUUACAAACUUUGAAACCAGGUAAUCUGAUAUUCUUGUUGCUGUCUUUCUCUGCAUUAGCAUUGUCCACCAACUACUUGCUUUUCUAUCAAAACUCGCCUUUCAAUUACUACAUGUAUGCUGCAUUUCCAUUAUACUUUUGGUACACCAUCUUCAAUGAGCUCACCUAUCUUGGAGAAGGUUUGAAUCAGUUGUUGUACGGUAUCUCCAUUCCAACUAGAGUUUUCAUCGCAGUUUCCUUCAUUGGAAUGUAUGAAGGUAUAGCUUACGGCUUUUUUGAAAGAUUUGUGUUUUCGAUCAUCUUCGUCCUUAUAGGAUUGUACCCAUUGUUCGUCUCAGGAAAUGAAAAAGUAUCUACUUACCAAAAGCUUGUAUGGUUAGCAAGUUGCCUGUUAAUGUGUAUUUUCACUAACUUGAACCCGGUGAAAGUUGAAAGCUUACUCCAAAUUAAUGCUGGUGCCUUGUUUUCGUUGAUAAUUGCUCUGAUUGGUAUCAGCAAAGUCUUUAAGAGACCUAUAGAGUCUGUACAGAAAAGGUUGGUCAUACAUCAAUUGCUCAUAAUUCCUCUUAUCUUGUACGCUACGAAUGUUUCUGUACUUUCAUUGCAAGCUAGGAAUGGUCUUCCUUUAUAUUCACAAGUUCUUGGUUGGUUGUCUUUUGUUGCAUCCUUAUUGUUACCAGUAUUCCAUUCGGUCUAUCCUUCAAAGGACUACGCCUUGAGAUUAUUGAUUAUUUUCCUUACUUUUGUUCCUGCCUUUAUUAUCUUGACCAUUUCAUUUGAAUUGUUGUUCUACAAUGGAUUCUCCUUGAUAUUGCUUCAAUGGCUCAAUAUCGAAGAGAAUUUAAAAUUCCCAAGAGCAGAAAUUAUCAAAUCACAAGAAGAAACUGGAAGGUUACCGAAAGGGUAUUGGUUGCAGUUGAUUAGAAUAUCUAUCAUCGGCUUCUUUUUCCUUCAGUUAGCAUUCUUUGGCACUGGUAACAUUGCAUCGAUUUCUUCUUUCUCAUUGGACUCAGUUUACAGGCUUAUUCCUAUAUUCGAUCCUUUCCCAAUGGGGGCGUUGUUGAUGUUUAAAUUGAUUGUUCCAUACGUGCUACUUUCCACUUGUCUUGGUAUCAUGAACCACAACUUGGAAAUCAGACAGUUCACAAUUUCCACAUUAAUUAUUUCUACAAGUGAUUUCUUAUCGUUGAACUUCUUUUUCUUAGUGAGAACGGAAGGUUCUUGGUUAGACAUUGGACUCAGUAUCUCCAACUAUUGCUUAGCUAUCCUAUCUUCGCUUUUCAUGUUGAUUUUGGAAUUGGUCGGUUCCAUAAUUUUGCGCGGAGUCGAAUACAAUGACAAAGGAAUUAACGAAGAGGAAAUUGAAGAUGAAGAUGAAGAUGUCGAGGAUGAAGAAGAAGAUGAUGAUCACAACGGUGAAAUAGACCCCAGAAACAUUAUACCAGCCCAAUCGGAGACCGAGGAAUUGCCGAUCAGCGCAAGAAUAAGACGGAGAGGCGCCAAGCGCGAUUGAAAAGGAGGACAAAAACACUAGAUUUAUUGUAUAGUAUAUAUAUACAAAGGUAUACUACCAAAAAGUUUAGAAAUUAGACACCGGGAAAUUAUAAC
Molecule: messenger RNA, 3125 nt
Organism: Scheffersomyces stipitis CBS 6054
Lineage: Eukaryota; Fungi; Ascomycota; Pichiomycetes; Serinales; Debaryomycetaceae
Gene: MCD4
Product: mannose-ethanolamine phosphotransferase
Exons: 3
Coding region: 1-3030 (1009 amino acids)
Biological process (GO): GPI anchor biosynthetic process
Cellular component (GO): endoplasmic reticulum membrane
Molecular function (GO): mannose-ethanolamine phosphotransferase activity
Source: RefSeq, a predicted model, not a curated record